GGGAAACUUAAAAGUAAGGUCAUCAAAACAGAUCGUUCGAUUACAAAUCGUUAGAAGGCACAGUCACCCUAGCUUUAUUCCAGCACAAUAGAGAUCCCACCAAAUAUAACCUACAAAACUUGUCGUCUGUCUUAGACUUGGUCUUCACACACAGUGAUGAUGUCAGUCAAAUAAGGUUCCUUCUACCUACAAGUAGAAGUUGCCAUACGGUCACCUCAUUCAAGUUCAUGGCUGAUAUGGUUUGUCAAGCAGAUACGAUAUAUCGCACAAUACACUACUGCACCACUUAGUACGAUAUUUAAUAUGUCACUUGGCCAAUAUGAGUUAUCUAUGAACUGCAAGGAUGCAGUUGUCACUCCAAUCCAUAAAACAGGACCAAGACAACUUCCAUCAAACUACAGACUCGUCAGUCCCACCAGUGUAAUAGUUAAAAUACUUGAAAAAAUAUAAUCAAAAACCUAUAAAGAUAUUCGUGGAAACCAACAACUUGUUAAACAGCUUGCAACGUGGUUUCAGGAAAAGAUUAUCUUCCACAACGAAUCUCCUUGUAGCAAGGGAGAAAUGAUGAUGAUGUGUGCGGCAUCAUCAGAAUCCAAGUCAAGCACAGAAAUCAACAAAAGGAUCGCCUACCAUACAUACAGGGAAUAUCAGAAACCGCAACGAGACUGCUGAAAGCCUUCGAGAUAGAUGUGGCACACAAACCGACAAAAUCACUACAAUCAAUCCUAUGUAAACCAAAGGAUGAGAUAACGAAAGAAGACAAAUCAGACAUCACCUAAAAAAUAAAUCGUGCCAACUACGAAAAACACUACAUCGGACAAAGCGGACGCCUUCUUCAUCUUCGUCUGCAUGAACAUCAAUUAGUAGUCAAACCCCAUGACAUUUCCUCACUUAUAUCAAUACACGUGGACAAUUGCGGAAACUUAUUUGACUGGAAAAAAUGUGGAAAUCUUGGAUAGAGGAAAUUCCAAAAACACCAGAGAAUUUUUAGAAGCUUGGCACUUAGGUCAAUCAGCAAUCAACAAGCACAUUGAAAUCGAUCCAAUUUGUCAACAAAUCAGGAAAAUUAUGCACAAAUAUAGGAACAAAAAUCAAACCAAUGGGAGAUGCAAUCAGAAUAAAGAAGUAAACAAUGACAAGUUUAAAGUCAACAAGAACCAAUCAACAUCGAGGUGUACAGGACAAGCUGUGGACCACAUAUGGAGAAAUUCGAACGCUUCACUUCAAUCUGAAUUUUGUGCUGAUGAUGUCGUUCAGAAGGACGAUGAAAGCUCCGAGACCAAACCAUCCAGCUCAGAGAACAAAACUCCAUCAAAAUCAUCCACCUGAGCUACAAAUCUUCUCCACCAUCUCAACAACUGGUCCAGAUGCAUAUGCAUUUCAGGAAGACUUAGGUGUCUAGAAAUUGCCUGAUGCCUAUCAACGCGUCCAAGUUAUCUACAUGCUUUAUGGGAAUACAAAACUAAAUAGGUGCAUCUUGGGGGAAGAGUCGGUGCACGUAGCUCAGUCCCAGAAUAAUUCCAGAGUAACAAUAAGCCAUGAUCAUAAGACCGCGACCCACUUUCAUGCUGUCGCAGCUAAGGAGUGCAGAAACAUAUGGGGUUUAAGAUGGAGAUUUACCAAGUUAGACACUAUUAUGUUCACUACUUUAUACAUCGUCUUAGUGAGAUCUAAACUUGAAAACUGCGUCCAGGCUCCAAGCUCUUGUUUAAAAGGUGACUUGGACAUUUUUGGAAAACUACAGAGGGCAGCUACCCUUGAAAUUCCAGAACUAUGGGACCUGUCAUACAAAGAGUAGUUUAAGAUGCUAGAUCUCUUUACUCUGUUUUAUCGCAGAUUAAGAGGUGAUCUGAUUUUGGUGCAUAUAAUACUAACGAUUGAUUUUGGUCCUGAUAUAUCCCCUCUUUUUCUUUCUGUCAGCUCAGGACAACUAAGAGGACAUAGCAGGCGGAUACAAAAGUCAAGAACGAAUAAAAUACCAAUGGCAUACUGGUUUUCACACUCUCAGGAGCUUACUAGAAAAGGACUAACAAAUGUCGUAGGCCUUCUGUCCUCAGUACACAAAUCUGAAUCUGAGUUUUAUGAACUGACUUAAGCAAUGAAGACGACUUUUUAUUCAGCCAACUAAAGGAUAAUUUACCUGGUUUCGCCAUAUCCAUGUGUAUCUAUGAAUUGAACUUCUUCGGCAGGGA
Molecule: messenger RNA, 2192 nt
Organism: Schistosoma haematobium
Lineage: Eukaryota; Metazoa; Platyhelminthes; Trematoda; Strigeidida; Schistosomatidae
Exons: 1
Coding region: 877-1329 (150 amino acids)
Source: RefSeq, a predicted model, not a curated record